GGAUGGAUGUUGUCUCCAUGGGGACUGUGAGGAUGUCCCAGGUGUGGAUGCGGAGAUGGGUCGUCCUGCUGAUGAGUCUGCAGUUGGUACAAGCAGGCUUCAUGGAGGAUUAUGGGGAUUUUAUGAAGGAUCCAACGGACUUUACAACCUGGCCGCCAACAACAACAACAGUGUUCCCAAUGACGACUGUGAUGGUAACAAAAGUUGAACCGAAUCCUGAUCAUCAGUCCACGAUCUGCAGCACAUGGGGAAAUUUCCACUUCAAGACCUUUGAUGGUCAAUUCUUUCAAGUGCCAGACACGUGCAACUAUGUUCUGACAGUGAUGUGUGACACUGCCACAUCUGAUUUUAACAUCCAAAUGCAAAGAGAGACUGUGAAUGGUUCAAUCACUUUUAGCACAGUCACAAUAAAACUGCAGGGAACGAUCAUCAAAAUCACUAAUGGCGACAUCACCAUGGAUAAUAAAGUGGUGUCGAUUCCAAUCAGUCAGAAUGGAAUUAAAAUUGAAGGAACCCCGACAAGUAUUAAAGUCUCCAGAUAUGGAAUGACUGUCUUCUGGGAAGAAGACAACUCUAUAUUGAUUGAACUUGCAGAGAAGUACCAAGGUCAGACCUGUGGACUCUGUGGAAACUACAACGGCAACAAGAAUGACGAUAUCCCUAAAAGCGGCCUAGACACCUGGAAGGUUUCCACACCAACUGAAUCCUGCGAGGAUGUUACACUUCCUCCUGGGGAUCAGUGCGACCAGCACAUAAGCGUUUGCCAGCAGUAUCUCAGCAGUCCAGGGUUUGCCAACUGUCAAAAUGUGAUGGACAUGAGUUCAUUUGAAAAAGCUUGUGUAGACGACCUGUGUCAGUGUUACGGAAAUUACGACUGUCUCUGCCACACGCUAACAGAGAUUUCACGACAGUGCACUCAUGCUGGAGGAAAACCAGGAACAUGGAGGACAGAACAGCUCUGUCCAAAGAAGUGUCCUCUGAACUUGCAAUACAUGGAGUGUGGGAGUCCGUGCAAGAACACCUGCUCAGAUCUGACCGCAAGUCUACUGUGUAAAGAACACUGUGUGGAUGGCUGUUUUUGCCCUGAAGGCACCGUGGAAGAUGACAUUGGUCAGAGUGGCUGUGUUCCUGUGAAGGAGUGCCCUUGUGAUCAUAACGGUUCACUAUAUCAAUCAGGAGAGUCUUACACACAAGCUUGCAAAAAAUGUGUGUGCGCCGCUGGACACUGGACUUGUACAAACCUGGAAUGUCCCGGAAUCUGCUCUGUUGUGGGAGGGUCUCACGUCACCACUUAUGAUGGAAAGACCUUCACCUUCAGUGGCAACUGUGACUACAUCCUCACUAAGCACUCUAAUGACAGUGAUAUUGCUGUUGUGGGAAAGCUGGCCAAGUGUGAUCCUGCCCGAACAGACACAUGUCUAAAUUCAGUUACCCUUGUAAUUUCGGGGACCACUAUUAGUUUUGCCUCCAAUGGUGUUGUGACACUGGAUGGAAACAGUCCAUAUAAGCUUCCUGCCACCACAGGUCCUGUGAGCAUCUUCCAGCCCACUUCCUCUUUCAUCAUUGCUGAUAUGAAGAGUCUUCGUCUGGAGAUCCAGUUGGCUCCAGUCAUGCAGUUGUAUAUUGUAGCCAGACCUGAAGAGAAAGGAAAGAUGAGUGGUCUAUGUGGAAACUAUAAUGAUGUCCAAUCAGAUGAUUUCAAAACAGAGUCUGGUAUCAUAGAGGGUACACCAAUAACGUUUGUCAACUUUUGGAAGAAAAACCCAUAUGGUUGUCCAGAUAUUGAAAACACAUUUGACAACCCCUGUAGCUUGAGUGUGGACACAGAAAAACCUGCUAAAGACUGGUGUUCCCGUCUUACAAACAGCAGCGGAGUCUUUUCCGCAUGUCAUUCAGAAAUAUGUCCUGAGAUUUUCUACCAAUGGUGUGUCUAUGACACCUGCAAAUGUGCAGAUAUUAGGAAGUGUAUGUGUGCGGCUGUGUCCAACUAUGCCCACGCCUGUGCUGCCAGAGGAAUCAUUCUCCAGGGAUGGAUGGAUUCUGAACCCUGUGUAUCUGACUGUUCAGAAAACAUGAAGCACUCCUACGGUGUGUCCAGCUGUGGAAGCACCUGCCGCUCUCUCAAUGAACCAAACAACACCUGCCCAGGGUCCUUCACACCAGUAGACGGCUGCGUCUGUUCUGAGGGAACCUACCUUAAUGAAGUUGGCAGUUGUGUGCCUGCCCACCAGUGUCCUUGUUACAAAGGCAACCAGGUCAUAGAACCAUCGGCAACAUCCAACAUAGACGGUGUUGCAUGCACCUGUACGCUUGGAAAAUUGCACUGCUCCAGUAAGGAAGACUGUGUGGCUCCAAUGGUCUACUUCAAAUGCUCAAAUUAUGAACCUGGAACAAAAGGGACAGAGUGUCAGAGGACCUGUCAGAACCAAGACCUAAGCAACUGUGUGAGUACUGGGUGUGUAUCAGGGUGUAUGUGUCCAGAUGACCUUCUGGCUGAUGGAAAAGGUGGGUGUGUGGAGAGGACAAACUGCACCUGUGUCCACAACGGACUCAGUUAUUCACCUGGAGAGCAAGUUCAAGAGGACUGUAACACCUGCACAUGCACAAAUGGUAUGUGGACAUGUACAGAUAAUGAGUGUUACGGCACCUGUACCAUCUAUGGUGAAGGUCAUUUCAUGACUUUCGAUGGCAAGAAAUAUUCUUUCCCUGGAGACUGUGAACACAUCUUAGCCCAUGCUAAUUGCAAUAAUGAACAGAGUCCAUAUUCUCUACGCCUGGUCACAGAGAACAUCCCCUGUGGCACCAGUGGCACCAUUUGCUCCAAAUCCAUUAGUCUUUCCUUUGGGAGAUACAAGAUGAUUUUAUCGGAGGAGAAUGGGAUCAAAGUUGUUGAAAGCAAUGGCACUGAUUACCUGUAUCAAAUCCAUACUGCUGGAAUAUACAAUGUCAUAGAGGUCAAAGGUCUUUUGAACUUAAUCUGGGACAAUAAAACGAGUCUGAUGCUCCAACUCCAUCCUAAAUUUAAGGGCAAGGUGUGUGGACUGUGUGGAAACUUUGACGGUAAUGCAAACAAUGACUUUGUGAAGCAUGAUGGAGAAGAGGUCACUGAUGCAGUGGCAUUUGGAAACAGCUGGAAGGUAAAUCCCAGCUGUCCAGAAGUGAGCAACUUGAUGAAUCCAUGUGAAAAAAAUCCACAUCGGAGUGCCUGGGCUAUCAAACAAUGCAGCAUCAUCACAAGCCCUGUCUUUACAGACUGCCAUUCACGUGUGGAAUCUGGUCCGUACUAUGAUGCCUGCGUAAGAGAUACCUGUGCAUGUGACAGUGGGGGUGACUGUGAUUGUUUCUGUACUGCAGUGGCAGCUUAUGCUGCUGAAUGUCGUAAAAAAGGAGCUUGUGUGGCAUGGCGGAGCCCAAGCAUAUGUCCUUUAUUCUGUGAUUACUACAACAGCCCUCCAGAUGAAUGUGAAUGGCACUAUAGAACCUGUGGAUCCGCUUGCAUGAAAACUUGCAGUAACCCGUCGGGAAAUUGUUCUAAUCAAAUUCCUCUUUUAGAAGGUUGUUUUCCUCGGUGCCCCUUAGAAAGGCCUUUUCUGAGGGAGGACACAAGGAAAUGUGUUAUGGAGGCAGAAUGUCUUUCUCUGUGUACCUAUGAUGGGAAAGUAUACACUACUGGACAAGUGGUGUAUGAUACAACAGAUGGGAAUGGCACAUGUUUUACAGCUGUGUGUGAUUUUAACGGCAUGAUAAUAAGAAAUAUUUACCCAUGCGUGACAAUAACCACGCCAUUCACUUUCACAUCUCCACCACAAACCACUAAAACAACAAUUAUAAUAACAGUUACAAAGUCUUCCACCUCGACGCCAACUACAAACUGCUGGUACACCAACAUCACCAGGAUUUUCUACUACUACUGUUACUAUGCCAACACCAUCUACAGAAACAAAACCUACAAAAGGAACAGAAACACCAUCCACAGCUACUACAACUGCUGGUACACCAAAACCGACUUCACCAGAAAUUUCUACUACUGCUGUUACUGCUGGAACAACACUCACAAAAACACCACCUCCUACACGAACAGAAAUGUCAUCAACGGCAACAACAACGGCUGGUCCACCGACACCUACAUCACCAGGAGUUUCUAUUACUGCUGUUACUGCUCCUACUCCAUCUACAGAAACACAACCUCCAACAAGAACCAAAACACCCUCCACAACUGCUACAACUGCUGGUACACCAACAUCACCCAGAGUUUCUACUUCUGCUGUUACAUCGCCAACACCAUCUACAGAAACAAAACCCCCCAAAGCAACAGAAACACCAUCCACAGCUACCACAACUGCUGGCACACCAAAACCAACAUCAACAGGAAUUUCUACUACUGCUGUUACUGCUGGAACAACACUCACAGAAACACCACCUCAGACACGAACAGAAACGCCAUCAACAGCAACAACAACCGCUGGUCGACCAACACCUACAUCACCAGGAGUUUCUACUACUGCUGUUACUGCUCCAACACCAUCUACAGAAACACAACCUCCAACAGGAUCCAAAACACCAUCCACACUGUUACUACUAAAACACCACUGACCGAAACACCUCCUCCGAAAAGAACAGAAUCUCCAUCAACAGCAACUACAACUGUUGGUCCACCAACACCUACAUCACCAGGAGUUUCUACUACUGCUGUUACUGCUCCAACACCAUCUACAGAAACACAACCUCCAACAGGAACCAAAACACCAUCCACAGUUGCUACAACUGCUGGCACCACAACACCAACAUCACUAAUAAUUUCUACUACUGCUGUUACUACAGGAACACCAUUGACUGAAACGCCACCUCCGAAAAAAACUGAAUCGCCAUCAACAGCAACUUCAACUGUUGGUCCACCGACACCUACAUCACCAGGAGUUUCUACUACUGCUGUUACUGCUCCAACUCCUUCUACAGAAACAAAACCUCCCACAGGAUCCAAAACACCAUCCACAGUUACUACAACUGCUGGUACACCAACAUCACCAGGAGUUUCUACUACUACUGUUACUAUGCCAACACCAUCUACAGAAACAAAACCUCCAAAAGGAACAGAAACACCAGCCACAGCUACUACAACUAAUGGUACACCAAAACCGACUCCACCUGAAAUUUCUACUACUGCUGUUACUGCUGGAACAACACUCACAGAAACACCACCUCCUACACGAACAGAAAUGUCAUCAACGGCAACAACAACUGCUGGUCCACUAACACCUACAUCACCAGGAGUUUCUACUACUGCUGUUACUGCUCCUACUCCAUCUACAGAAACACAACCUCCCACAGGAACCAAAACACCCUCCACAGCUGCUACAACUGCUGGUACACCAACAUCCCCCAGAGUUUCUACUACUGCUGUUACUUCGCCAACACCAUCUACAGAAACAAAACCCCCCAAAGCAACAGAAACACCAUCCACAGCUACCACAACUGCUGGUACACCAACACCAACAUCACAAAUAAUUUCUACUACUGCUGUUACUACUAAAACACCACUGACCGAAACGCCACCUCCGAAAAGAACAGAAUCGCCAUCAACAGCAACUACAACUGUUGGUCCACGGACACCUACAUCACCAGGAGUUUCUACUACUGCUGUUACUGCUUCUACUCCUUCUACAGAAACAAAACCUCCCAAAGGAACAGAAACACCAUUCACAGCUACCACAACUGCUGGUACACCAAAACCAACAUCACCAGAAAUUUCUACUACUGCUGUUACUGCUAGAACAACACUCACAGAAACACCAACUCCAACACGAACAGAAACGCCAUCAACAACAACCUCUGGUCGAACAACACCUACAUCACCAGGAGCUUCUACUACUGCUGUUACUGCUCCAACACCAUCGACAGAGACACAACCUCCCAAAGGAACCAAAACACCAUCCACAGUUGCUACAACUGCUGGUACACCAACACCGACAUCACAAAUAUUUUCUACUACUGCUGUUACUACUAAAACACCACUGACUGAAACUCCACCUCCGAAAAGAACGGAAUCACCAUCAACGGGAACUACAACUGUUGGUCUACCAACACCUACAUCACCAGGAGUUUCUACAACUGCUGUUACUGCUCCUACUCCAUCUACAGAAACACCACCUCCCACAGGAACCGAAACACCAUCCACAGCCACUACAACUGCUGGUUCACCAAAACCAACAUCACAAGGAGUUUCUACUACUGCUGUUACUGCUCCUACUCCAUCUACAGAAACACCACCUUUCACAGCAACCGAAACACCAUUCACAGCUACUACAACUCUUGGUAAACCAACUUCACCAGAAAUUUCUACUACUGCUGUUACUGCUCCUACUCCAUCUACAGAAACACCACCUCCCACAGGAACUGAACCACCAUCAACAGCUACUACAACUUCUGGUACACCAACACCAACAUCACAAGAAAUUUCUACUACUGCUGUUACUACUGAAACACCAAUCACAGAAACACCCGCUCCAACACAAACAGAACCAUCAACGACAACAACAACUGCUGGUCCACCAACACCUACAUCACUAGGAUUUUCUACUACUGCUGUUACUGCUCCUACUCCAUCUACAGAAAUACCACCUCCCACAGGAACCGAAACACCAUCCACAGCUACUACAACUCUUGGUAAACCAACAUCACCAGAUAUUUCUACUACUGCUGUUACUACAAAAACACCAAUCACAGAAACACCCCCUCCGACACAAACAGAACCAUCAACGACAACAACAACUGCUGGUCCACCAACACCUACAUCACCAGGAGUUUCUACUACUGCUGUUUCUGCUCCUACUCCAUCUACAGAAGCACCACCUCCCACAGGAACUGAAACACCAUCAACAGCAACUACAACUGCUGGUACACCAACACCAACAUCACAAGAAAUUUCUACUACUGCUGUUACUACUGAAACACCAAUCACAGAAACACCACCUCCGACACAAACAGAACCAUCAACGACAACAACAACUGCUCGUCCACCAACACCUACAUCACCAGGAGUUUCUACUACUGCUGUUACUGCUCCUACUCCAUCUACAGAAGCACCACCUCCCACAGGAACUGAAACACCAUCAACAGCAACUACAACUGCUGGUACACCAACACCAACAUCACAAGAAAUUUCUACUACUGCUGUUACUACUGAAACACCAAUCACAGAAACACCACCUCCGACACAAACAGAACCAUCAACGACAACAACAACUGCUCGUCCACCAACACCUACAUCACCAGGAGUUUCUACUACUGCUGUUACUUCUCCUCCUCCAUCUACAGAAGCACCACCUCCCACAGGAACCGAAACACCAUUAACAACUUCUACAACUGCUGGUACACCAACACCAACAUCACAAGAAAUUUCUACUACUGCUGUUACUACUGAAACACCAAUCACAGAAACACCCCCUCCGACACAAACAGAACCGUCAACGACAAGAACAACUGCUGGUCCACCGACACCUACAUCACCAGGAGUUUCUACUACUGCUGUUACUGCUCCUACUCCAUCUACAGAAGCACCACCUCCCACAGGAACCGAAACACCAUCCACAGCUACUACAACUCUUGGUACACCAACAUCACCAGAAAUUUCUACUACUGCUGUUACUACAAAAACACCAAUCACAGAAACACCUCCUCCGACACAAACAGAACCAUCAACGACAACAACACCUGCUGGUCCACCAACACCUACAUCACCAGGAGUUUCUACUACUGCUUUUACUGCUCCGACUCCAUCUACAGAAGCACCACCUCCCACAGGAACUGAAACACCAUCAACAGCAACUACAACUGCUGGUACACCAACAUCACAAGAAAUUUCUACUACUGCUGUUACUACAAAAACACCAAUCACAGAAACACCACCUCCGACACAAACAGAACCGUCAACGACAACAACAUCUGCUGGUCCACCAACACCUACAUCACCAGGAGUUUCUACUACUGCUGUUACUGCUCCGACUCCAUCUACAGAAGCACCACCUCCCACAGGAACUGAAACACCAUCAACAGCAACUACAACUGCUGGUACACUAACACCAACAUCACAAGAAAUUUCUACUACUGCUGUUACUACUGAAACACCAAUCACAGAAACACCCCCUCCGACACAAACAGAACCAUCAACGACAACAACAACUGCAGGUCCACCGACACCUACAUCACCAGAAGUUUCUACUACUGCUGUUACUGCUCCUACUCCAUCUACAGAAGCACCACCUCCCACAGGAACCGAAACACCAUCCACAGCUACUACAACUCGUGGUAAACCAACAUCACCAGAAAUUUCUACUACUGCUGUUACUACAAAAACACCAAUCACAGAAACACCCCCUCCGACACAAACAGAGCCAUCAACGACAACAACAACUGCUGGUCCACCGACACCUACAUCACCAGGAGUUUCUACUACUGCUGUUUCUGCUCCUACUCCAUCUACAGAAGCACCACCUCCCACAGGAACUGAAACACCAUCAACUGCAACUACAACUGCUGGUACACCAACACCAACAUCACAAGAAAUUUCUACUACUGCUAUUACUACUGAAACACCAAUCACAGAAACACCACCUCCGACACAAACAGAACCAUCAACGACAACAACAACUGCUGGUCCACCAACACCUACAUCACCAGGAGUUUCUACUACUGCUGUUACUGCUCCUACUCCAUCUACAGAAGCACCACCUCCCACAGGAACUGAAACACCAUCAACAGCAACUACAACUGCUGGUACACCAACAUCAACAUCACAAGAAAUUUCUACUACUGCUGUUACUACUGAAACACCAAUCACAGAAACACCCCCUCCGACACAAACAGAACCGUCAACGGCAACAACAACUGCUGGUCCACCGACACCUACAUCACCAGGAGUUUCUACUACUGCUGUUACUGCUCCUACUCCAUCUACAGAAGCACCACCUCCCACAGGAACUGAAACACCAUCCACAGCUACUACAACUCUUGGUACACCAACAUCACCAGAAACGUCUACUACUGCUGUUACUACAAAAACACCAAUCACAGAAACACCUCCUCCGACACAAACAGAACCAUCAACGACAACAACACCUGCUGGUCCACCAACACCUACAUCACCAGGAGUUUCUACUACUGCUGUUACUGCUCCGACUCCAUCUACAGAAGCCCCACCUCCCACAGGAACUGAAACACCAUCAACAGCAACUACAACUGCUGGUACACCAACACCAACAUCACAAGAAAUUUCUACUACUGCUGUUACUACUGAAACACCAAUCACAGAAACACCCCCUCCGACACAAACAGAACCGUCAACGACAACAACAACAACAACUGCAGGUCCACCAACACCUACAUCACCAGAAGUUUCUACUACUGCUGUUACUGCUCCUACUCCAUCUACAGAAGCACCACCUCCCACAGGGACCGAAACACCAUCCACAGCUACUACAACUCGUGGUAAACCAACAUCACCAGAAAUUUCUACUACUGCUGUUACUACAAAAACACCAAUCAUAGAAACACCCCCUCCGACACAAACAGAACCAUCAACGACAACAACAACUGCUGGUCCACCAACACCUACAUCACCAGGAGUUUCUACUACUGCUGUUUCUGCUCCUACUCCAUCUACAGAAGCACCACCUCCCACAGGAACUGAAACACCAUCAACAGCAACUACAACUGCUGGUACACCAACACCAACAUCACAAGAAAUUUCUACUACUGCUAUUACUACAAAAACACCAAUCACAGAAACACCACCUCCGACACAAACAGAACCAUCAACGACAACAACAACUGCUGGUCCACCAACACCUACAUCACCAGGAGUUUCUACUACUGCUGUUACUGCUCCAACUCCAUCUACAGAAGCACCACCUCCCACAGGAACUGAAACACCAUCAACAGCAACUACAACUGCUGGUACACCAACAUCAACAUCACAAGAAAUUUCUACUACUGCUGUUACUACUGAAACACCAAUCACAGAAACACCCCCUCCGACACAAACAGAACCAUCAACGGCAACAACAGCAACAACUGCUGGUCCACCGACACCUACAUCACCAGGAGUUUCUACUACUGCUGUUACUGCUCCUACUCCAUCUACAGAAGCACCACCUCCCACAGGAACCGAAACAACAUCCACAGCUACUACAACUCUUGGUACACCAACAUCACAAGAAAUGUCUACUACUGCUGUUACUACAAAAACACCAAUCACAGAAACACCUCCUCCGACACAAACAGAACCAUCAACGGCAACAACAACUGCUGGUCCACCAACACCUACAUCACCAGGAGUUUCUACUACUGCUGUUACUGCUCCUACUCUAUCUACAGAAGCACCACCUCCCACAGGAACUGAAACACCUUCAACAGCAACUACAACUGCUGGUACACCAACACCAACAUCACAAGAAAUUUCUACUACUGCUGUUACUACUGAAACACCAAUCACAGAAACACCCCCUCCGACACAAACAGAACCGUCAACGACAACAACAACAACAACUGCUGGUCCACCAACACCUACAUCACCAGAAGUUUCUACUACUGCUGUUACUGCUCCUACUCCAUCUACAGAAGCACCACCUCCCACAGGGACCGAAACACCAUCCACAGCUACUACAACUCGUGGUAAACCAACAUCACCAGAAAUUUCUACUACUGCUGUUACUACAAAAACACCAAUCAUAGAAACACCCCCUCCGACACAAACAGAACCAUCAACGACAACAACAACUGCUGGUCCACCAACACCUACAUCACCAGGAGUUUCUACUACUGCUGUUUCUGCUCCUACUCCAUCUACAGAAGCACCACCUCCCACAGGAACUGAAACACCAUCAACAGCAACUACAACUGCUGGUACACCAACACCAACAUCACAAGAAAUUUCUACUACUGCUAUUACUACAAAAACACCAAUCACAGAAACACCACCUCCGACACAAACAGAACCAUCAACGACAACAACAACUGCUGGUCCACCAACACCUACAUCACCAGGAGUUUCUACUACUGCUGUUACUGCUCCAACUCCAUCUACAGAAGCACCACCUCCCACAGGAACUGAAACACCAUCAACAGCAACUACAACUGCUGGUACACCAACAUCAACAUCACAAGAAAUUUCUACUACUGCUGUUACUACUGAAACACCAAUCACAGAAACACCCCCUCCGACACAAACAGAACCAUCAACGGCAACAACAGCAACAACUGCUGGUCCACCGACACCUACAUCACCAGGAGUUUCUACUACUGCUGUUACUGCUCCUACUCCAUCUACAGAAGCACCACCUCCCACAGGAACCGAAACACCAUCCACAGCUACUACAACUCUUGGUACACCAACAUCACAAGAAAUGUCUACUACUGCUGUUACUACAAAAACACCAAUCACAGAAACACCUCCUCCGACACAAACAGAACCAUCAACGGCAACAACAACUGCUGGUCCACCAACACCUACAUCACCAGGAGUUUCUACUACUGCUGUUACUGCUCCUACUCUAUCUACAGAAGCACCACCUCCCACAGGAACUGAAACACCUUCAACAGCAACUACAACUGCUGGUACACCAACACCAACAUCACAAGAAAUUUCUACUACUGCUGUUACUACUGAAACACCAAUCACAGAAACACCCCCUCCGACACAAACAGAACCAUCAACGACAACAACAACUGCUGGUCCACCCACACCUACAUCACCAGAAGUUUCUACUACUGCUGUUACUGCUCCUACUCCAUCUACAGAAGCACCACCUCCCACAGGAACCGAAACACCAUCCACAGCUACUACAACUCGUGGUAAACCAACAUCACCAGAAAUUUCUACUACUGCUGUUACUAAAAAAACACCAAUCACAGAAACACCCCCUCCGACACAAACAGAACCAUCAACGACAACAACAACUGCUGGUCCACCAACACCUACAUCACCAGGAGUUUCUACUACUGCUGUUUCUGCUCCUACUCCAUCUACAGAAGCACCACCUCCCACAGGAACUGAAACACCAUCAACAGCAACUAAAACUGCUGGUACACCAACACCAACAUCACAAGAAAUUUCUACUACUGCUGUUACUACUGAAACACCAAUCACAGAAACACCCCCUCCGACACAAACAGAACCAUCAACGACAACAACAACUGCUGGUCCACCAACACCUACAUCACCAGAAGUUUCUACUACUGCUGUUUCUGCUCCUACUCCAUCUACAGAAGCACCACCUCCCACAGGAACUGAAACACCAUCAACAGCAACUACAACUGCUGGUACACCAACAUCAACAUCACAAAUAAUUUCUACUACUGCUGUUACUACUGAAACAUCAAUCACAGAAACACCCCCUCCGACACAAACAGAACCGUCAACGGCAAAAACAACUGCUAGUCCACCGACACCUACAUCACCAGGAGUUUCUACUACUGCUGUUACUGCUCCUACUCCAUCUACAGAAGCACCACCUCCCACAGGAACCGAAACACCAUCCACAGCUACUACAACUCUUGGUACACCAACAUCACAAGAAAUGUCUACUACUGCUGUUACUACAAAAACACCAAUCACAGAAACACCUCCUCCGACACAAACAGAACCAUCAACGGCAACAACAACUGCUGGUCCACCAACACCUACAUCACCAGGAGUUUCUACUACUGCUGUUACUGCUCCUACUCUAUCUACAGAAGCACCACCUCCCACAGGAACUGAAACACCAUCAACAGCAACUACAACUGCUGGUACACCAACACCAACAUCACAAGAAAUUUCUACUACUGCUGUUACUACUGAAACACCAAUCACAGAAACACCCCCUCCGACACAAACAGAACCAUCAACGACAACAACAACUGCUGGUCCACCCACACCUACAUCACCAGAAGUUUCUACUACUGCUGUUACUGCUCCUACUCCAUCUACAGAAGCACCACCUCCCACAGGAACUGAAACACCUUCAACAGCAACUACAACUGCUGGUACACCAACACCAACAUCACAAGAAAUUUCUACUACUGCUGUUACUACUGAAACACCAAUCACAGAAACACCCCCUCCGACACAAACAGAACCAUCAACGACAACAACAACUGCUGGUCCACCCACACCUACAUCACCAGAAGUUUCUACUACUGCUGUUACUGCUCCUACUCAAUCUACAGAAGCACCACCUCCCACAGGAACUGAAACACCGUCAACAGCAACUACAACUGCUGGUACACCAACAUCAAAAGAAAUUUCUACUACUGCUGUUACUACUGAAACACCAAUCACAGAAACACCCCCUCCGACACAAACAGAACCAUCAACGACAACGGCAACUGCUGGUCCACCCACAUCUACAUCACCAGAAGUUUCUACUACUGCUGUUACUGCUCCUACUCCAUCUACAGAAGCACCACCUCCCACAGGAACUGAAACACCAUCAACAGCAACUACAACUGCUGGUACACCAACACCAACAUCACAAGAAAUUUCUACUACUGCUGUUACUACUGAAACACCAAUCACAGAAACACCACCUCCGACACAAACAGAACUGUCAAUGACAACAACAACUGCUGGUCCACCGACACCUACAUCACCAGGAGUUUCUACUACUGCUGUUACUGCUCCUACUCCAUCUACAGAAGCACCACCUCCCACAGGAACCGAAACACCAUCCACAGCUUCUACAACUCUUGGUACACCAACAUCACCAGAAAUGUCUACUACUGCUGUUACUACAAAAACACCAAUCACAGAAACACCUCCUCCAACACAAACAGAACCAUCAACAACAACAACAACUGCUGGUCCACCAACACCUACAUCACCAGGAGUUUCUACUACUGCUGUUUCUGCUCCUACUCCAUCUACAGAAGCACCACCUCCCACAGGAACCGAAACACCAUUAACAACUUCUACAACUGCUGGUACACCAACACCGACAUCACAAGAAAUUUCUACUAUUGCUGUUACUACUGAAACACCAAUCACAGAAACACCCCCUCCGACACAAACAGAACCAUCAACGACAACAACAACUGCUGGUCCACCCACACCUACAUCACCAGAAGUUUCUACUACUGCUGUUACUGCUCCUACUCCAUCUACAGAAGCACCACCUCCCACAGGAACUGAAACACCUUCAACAUCAUCUACAACUGCUGGUACACCAAGACCAACAUCACAAGAAAUUUCUACUACUGCUGUUACUACUGAAACACCAAUCACAGAAACACCCCCUCCGACACAAACAGAACCAUCAACGACAACAACAACUGCUGGUCCACCCACACCUACAUCACCAGAAGUUUCUACUUCUGCUGUUACUGCUCCUACUCCAUCUACAGAAGCACCACCUCCCACAGGAACUGAAACACCUUCAACAGCAACUACAACUGCUGGUCCACCAACACCAACAUCAAAAGAAAUUUCUACUACUGCUGUUACUACUGAAACACCAAUCACAGAAACACCCCCUCCGACACAAACAGAACCAUCAACGACAACAGCAACUGCUGGUCCACCCACACCUACAUCACCAGAAGUUUCUACUAAUGCUGUAACUGCUCCUACUCCAUCUACAAAAGCACCACCUCCCACAGGACCUGAAACACCUUCAACAGCAACUACAACUGCUGGUACACCAACACCAACAUCACAAGAAAUUUCUACUACUGCUGUUACUACUGAAACACCAAUCACAGAAACACCCCCUCCAACACGAACAGAAACUCCAUCAACAGCAACAACAACUGCUGCUCCACCAACACCUACAUCACCAGGAGUUUCUACUACUGCUGUUACUGCUCCUACUCCAUCUACAGAAACACCACCUCCAACAGGAACCAAAACACCACCCAUAUUUACUACUACUGCUGGUACACCAACACCAAUAUCACCAGAAGUUUCUACUACUGCUCUUACUGCUACAACAUCAUCUAUAGAAACACUACCUCCCACAGGAACAGAAACACCUCUGACACUAUCAGCAAUUACUACAACCAUUGUUAAAUCAACAGUUUUGACAGUAACACCUAAAGUGACAGAAAUGCCAUCAACCGAUUUCACUGUAUAUACAGAAUCAACACCUGAAAUAACACAUGGUACAUCACCUCAAAUUGUCAUCACAACAAUAUGUCACUGUACAUUUGCAAAUCAAACUUUCCCACCUGAGUCAAUCAUUUACAACAAAACUGAUAAAGCAGGCUGGUGCUACUUCGCUUACUGCAACUCAAAUUGUGUUAGUGAAAUAACACAGAAACCAUGUCCUCAGACUACUACGGUUCCAGUUUCAACUGUUCCAAAUGACUGUACCAAUGUCAACAGAAAGAAUGGAGAGACAUGGAAUGAGGAAUGUACCACUAAAACCUGCAUAAAUGGGAAUGUUACCACAAGCCCUGUACAGUGUGAUCCAGCAGAUUCUGUCAUACCUACAUGUGUCAACGGACUUAAGCCUGAGAAGGUUUAUUAUAACAAUGGCUGCUGCGCUAAGUACGAGUGUCUAUGUCGAUGCAGUGGCUGGGGUGACCCUCAUUACAAUACGUUUGAUGGAAAAUAUUAUACUUUCCAAGGAAAUUGCGACUAUGUGUUGGUCCGAGAAAUCAUUCCAAGACACAAUAUCAGCGUCUAUGUUAAAAAUUAUUAUUGCGAUGUUACAAAUAAUUUUGCUUGUCCAGAGUAUGUGACUGUUAAGUACAAAUCCUAUGAAAUCAAGCUAGCAAGUAACAGUAAAGAGAUACAGGUUUACGUCAAUGAUGCUGUUAAAGUCCCAACUUUCUUGAAUGAAGAUUUCAGCAUCACUACCUCUGGCAUGGCAGUGAUUUUGAUCAUUAAUGAAAUCAAAGCUGAGAUUUUAGUCAGUCAUCAAGGCUUUGAGAUCAAUCUCCCAUUCUCCUACUUCCAUGGUAAUACAGAGGGACAGUGCGGUGUUUGUGACAAUGAUGCCACAAAUGACUGCAGACGUCCCGAUGGAACAACUGACCAAUCAUGUGAGCAAAUGGCAGCAUUGUGGGUGGACUCCCCAGAAUGUGAAAACCCUCCACCACAUCCAAGCGAACCUCUUCCUACCUGCACAGCACAAAUCUGUGAGGUCAUCAAGAGCGAUUUGUUCAAGAGCUGUCAUGACACCGUUCCCUAUCAAAGAUACUAUGAGGCAUGUAAAUAUGAUGUGUGCUACAAGAAAAAUGACUCCAUGGCCUGUGCCAGUGUGGAGGCCUAUGCACAGCAAUGUGGCCAGCAGUCUAUAUGUGUGGACUGGAGAGACUCAGCUGAUCUUAACGGGCUAUGCACAUACAAAUGUGCUGAUCACAAAGUCUUCAAGGCAUGUGGGCCUAAAGUUGAAAGAACCUGCAGUACAAGAUACAAUGAGAUGUUUGUGGAAGACCAAAGCAAAACCGACCAUCAAACAUUCAUGGAAGGUUGUUACUGUCCUGAAAACACAUAUCUAGUUAGUUCAACAACAGACCAGUGCACAGCUACUUGCGACUGCAUUGGCCCAGAUGGGUUACCAAGACAGCCAGGAGAUAAAUGGAUCGUGAACUGUACAACAUACAAAUGCUCCACUGAGAGCUUUGGUGUUGUUCAAGAACCUAUGAAUUGUCCAACCAUAGAGCCUUGUGGCCAUGAAUACAAAAGCAUAAUUGAAAACUGCUGUCCAACCUGCGUGUGUGAUACCAGCCAGUGUUCUAUGAAGUGUGAUGUGGGAUAUGAGUUAGCAGCAAAGAUACCUGAGGACAGAUGCUGUCCACCAUGUGUGCCCAAAGAUGUAUGUGUGCACAAUAAUACUGAAUACCAGCCUGGAGUUAAAAUCCCUACAGAGCCUUGUUUGGAAUGUUACUGCCAAAUGGAUAAAGACCCACAGACCCAACUACAUUCUGUUGCAUGUGUUAAUAAAGUCUGUACACCUUGUGCUGAGGGCUUUGAGAGCGUAGAACAAGUAGGAGAGUGCUGUGGAACAUGCAAGCAAACCAGCUGCAUUUAUACUGCACCGGGCAACACCACACAUAUUCUCCAGGAUGGAGAAGUGAAAAGUUACAGUUGUGAGAAUAUCACCUGCAGUAAAAUUAAUGGCUUGUUUGUGACAGAGAAAAUCACACCAAAAUGCCCUUAUUUCAAUCCGGAUGACUGUGAGCCUGGAACUGAGAGAUAUGAUGCAGCUGGAUGUUGCAAGAUCUGUGAGCCCAAGACGUGCAUUGUUUUGAAGAACACAACCAAUGUGGAUGUAAAUGACUGCAAGUCCAUCCAACCCAUAGAAGUGACAUCCUGCAGUGGUCACUGUGGUACCCAAUCAAUGUAUUCAAUGGAAGAGAACAGCAUGAAGCACAUCUGUUCUUGUUGCCAAGAGGAGAAAAUCAGCCAUCGUCAGGUGACGCUGAAGUGUGCCGAUGACAGACAGGUCGUUCAUGACUAUAUUUACAUUGAGAGCUGCACAUGCACUCCUAAAAAGUGUAUAGACUAGAAGCCCUGAAAACUUGAUAAAAGAUGCUGAUCUUAAAGCUUUUCAUUUGGUUAUUACUGAUGUGAACUAAAUUACUUAAGACAAGAUAUAUUUGAAAUAAGGAGCAUGGCAAGGAAUACAUGAUUUUAUUCUAGGGCUAGGAUUUUCACUUUAAAUAUGGUCUAAAAUGUUUAAAUUAUCUAUAACAAAACUAUUUCUUUUCUGUGGUAUAAUGAGAGUUCUGUAUAAUUGUGAUGAAAUAAGUGUAUGUUCAACACAAUAAAGAAGUAAACCAGCAACACAAAA
This is a messenger RNA of Carassius carassius (crucian carp), 17771 nucleotides long. RefSeq names its product mucin 5.2 (gene muc5.2). Bases 3 to 17486 code for a protein of 5827 amino acids. Gene Ontology annotation, molecular function: hormone activity. Lineage: Eukaryota; Metazoa; Chordata; Actinopteri; Cypriniformes; Cyprinidae. The record is from RefSeq and is a predicted model, not a curated record. The transcript is spliced from 48 exons. Gene Ontology annotation, cellular component: extracellular region; extracellular matrix.